Molecule: messenger RNA, 5539 nt
Organism: Hippoglossus stenolepis (Pacific halibut)
Lineage: Eukaryota; Metazoa; Chordata; Actinopteri; Pleuronectiformes; Pleuronectidae
Gene: ebf1a
Product: EBF transcription factor 1a
Exons: 17
Coding region: 697-2496 (599 amino acids)
Biological process (GO): regulation of transcription by RNA polymerase II
Molecular function (GO): RNA polymerase II cis-regulatory region sequence-specific DNA binding; DNA-binding transcription factor activity, RNA polymerase II-specific
Source: RefSeq, a predicted model, not a curated record
CAUAGACUCCGCCUCCAACACCUACUAGUUCUCCUCCUGUUUGGCAUCCCAGAGAUGGUCCAAAGUGAUUCCUCAGGGAAGAGAAGGAGCGCAAAUCACCGGAGCAGGGAGCUGACAAGGAGCGCAGCGCCGGGACUGCCUUUUUUUAAUUGCGCGUAAUCUUCCGUCUCAUCCAUCUGAGCCGAGGACAGGACUUUGUAAAUAAAAAGAACCGGAGGGGAAGCGUUGACUGUUAGUUUUUAAAAACCUGACAUUUCGCUUGUGUUCCUGUCAGCGGCAGCACCUUGAUCCGGGGGACCGUCGCCAACUCGGCGCAGCCUCUCAUCCUGCGCUCCCCCUUUCAUCGCUCCUCAUCUUCAUAGCUGCUGCUGCUGCCUCCCUCCUCCUCCUCUUCUCUUUCCUCCUGGAGUCGCAUGAGGUGCAGCUAACCCUGGAUGCUGACAGACAGCUCCCCUCUUCCCUCCGCGUGUCGCAUCUUUUGUUUACUUUCAGAAACACACGCGCAGCUAGACGCCAAGUGUAACAGACCACGCCACUUUGCUCCUGUGACAGCGCGAUCAAACAGACGCGAGCAGGAGGGGAGGCAGAGGAGAAAGAAGAAGAAGGAGGGAGCCAAGGAGAGGAGGAUAGAGAGAGUGAGGGAGAGAGAGAGUGUGAGUGAGAGAGGGACAGCGACAGCGUUGAAGGUGCGUUUUGAUGUUUGGCAUCCACGAGAGCAUCCAGAGGAGUGGGAGUAGUAUGAAAGAGGAGCCCAUGGUGGCCGGGAUGAACGCGGUCCGGACAUGGAUGCAGGGCGCCGGGGUGCUGGACGCCAACACAGCCGCGCAGAGCGGAGUGGGUCUCGCUCGGGCACACUUCGAGAAGCAGCCGCCCUCCAACCUGCGCAAGUCCAACUUCUUCCACUUCGUCCUGGCUCUGUACGACAGACAGGGUCAGCCGGUGGAGAUCGAGAGGACCACCUACAUCGACUUCGUGGAGAAGGACAAGGAAACGACGGGGGAAAAGACCAACAAUGGGAUCCAUUAUAGACUCCAGCUCCUCUACAGUAACGGGAUCAGGACAGAGCAGGACUUGUAUGUUCGUCUCAUUGACUCCAUGACUAAACAGGCGAUCAUCUAUGAGGGCCAGGAUAAAAAUCCAGAGAUGUGUCGGGUUCUGUUGACCCACGAGAUCAUGUGCAGCCGAUGCUGCGAUAAGAAGAGUUGUGGCAACAGGAACGAGACCCCGUCAGACCCCGUCAUCAUCGACAGGUUCUUCCUCAAGUUCUUCCUGAAGUGUAACCAGAACUGCCUGAAGAACGCAGGGAACCCUCGGGAUAUGAGGCGUUUUCAGGUGGUUGUAUCGACUACGGUGAGCGUGGAGGGUCACGUCCUGGCCGUCUCCGACAACAUGUUUGUGCACAACAACUCCAAACACGGCCGCCGGGCCCGAAGACUGGACCCCUCGGAAGGAACGCCGUCCUACCUGGAGCAUGCAACCCCCAGCAUCAAAGCCAUCAGCCCCAGUGAAGGCUGGACCACAGGGGGCGCCACAGUCAUCAUCAUCGGGGACAACUUCUUCGACGGCCUGCAGGUCAUCUUCGGAACCAUGCUGGUCUGGAGUGAGCUGAUCACCCCCCAUGCCAUUCGUGUGCAGACUCCACCCAGACACAUCCCCGGGGUGGUGGAGGUCACGCUGUCCUACAAAUCCAAACAGUUCUGCAAAGGCACACCUGGGCGUUUCAUCUACACAGCGCUGAACGAGCCAACUAUAGACUACGGCUUCCAGAGGUUACAGAAGGUCAUCCCCAGACACCCCGGAGACCAAGAGAGAUUACCCAAGGAGGUGAUCCUAAAGAGAGCAGCGGACCUGGUGGAGGCCUUGUAUGGCAUGCCUCACAAUAACCAGGAGAUGAUUCUGAAACGAGCGGCAGAUAUCGCAGAGGCCCUGUACACAACGGUGCCAAGAGGGCACAACCAGCUCUCCAGUCUUGGCAGCGGCUCCGUCCAUGCUGGCAUGAUGUCUGUAAACUCCUUCACUGGGUCGGAGGUGGCGCAAACAGGCAAUCAGGGUUUCAGUAGGAGUACAAGCAGUGUGUCCCCUCACGGUUAUGUCCCCAGCUCCACCCCCCAGCAGAAUAGCUACAGCUCUGUCUCCAAUAGCAUGAAUGGCUACGCUAACUCUGGCAUGGCAACCUUGGGCACCUCGCCCAACUUCCUCAAUGGAUCUGCAGGCAACUCGCCCUAUGCUAUCGUCCCAUCAAGCCCCACCAUGGCCUCAUCGACCAGUCUGCCCUCCAACUGCAGUAGCUCAUCCGGCAUCUUCUCCUUCUCCCCGGCCAACAUGGUGUCUGCAGCCGUCAAGCAGAAGAGCGCCUUCGCCCCUGUCGUUCGACCCCAGAACUCCCCCCCGCCCACGUGCACCAGCACUAACGUUAACAGCCUGCAAGAUCAGUCUUUUGUGGACUCUAGCAAGUACUCAUCAGCCAGCUCUCUGCAGGGCCUGGCCUUCUCCUGAACGAUUCCCGGGAUGAUCGUUCCACCCAUGUAGAGGAAUCUGGGAUGGCUGGAGAUUUGGGAUUUUUUUUUUAAAGAGGAAAAGACACAGUAGCAGAGUCUGGCGAGUCUCUGCUAUGCUCCGGAGCUGAACUGAAGGAAGUCAAGAUAAGACGCCAGGACUCUGUUAAACUCAGGCCUUUCCAUUGGGAUUUCAUCUGAAGGGAUAAGGGGAGGAGGAAAAAAGAAGGGACAAUCCGAACCUUUGUGAUGUUAUUUCCCUCUUGGUUGAAUUAGUGUAGCUUCUCUGACAUCGCCUCUCGUGGAGUGUGUAGAGACUGAUAGUUUGCCCACAGUGUGACACUGACCUCAUGAAAAGAGCAUUUAUUUAUCUUUAUGUUUAUGCCUGUAAGGUUUGGCUUCGAUUACCGGAGGCCCCCCCACACGCCGUCUCGCAAUCCAUAGCUCGCACAAACAACAGCAAAGUGUCGGUUUGGCCGUGGAGUUUACCUAACCUCUGUCACAAUAGAAGAUGCUUUCCUUAGCUCAGCUGGCUUUUCUGAAAACCACAAAGCAGCACGCCGGCCAAAUGGUGCAAAGGUCGACAACACAGAAAAAAAGGCAAAGAAAUACAAACACGAGCAAAAUCAUCAACCCCUUAAUUUUGCUGCUAAUUUUCCCACACAACUAAAAAGUGGUGUAUCGAAAUCUCCCUGUGCUAUUUUUUAAGAUCAGAAACCAUGCCUCUCUCUCUUUCUUUUCUUAUUUUCUCAUUUAGUUUGUUUGUUUGACUUUCAAUAAAAAAAAAAACUGUGAGGAUUGAGCUGUUUGCAAUAUGCUUUUUCUGCUUGGCGUGUGAAGAUUUAGCCAAAAUUGACGUUUUGUCGGAGGUUUUAGCGAAAGACUUGAAAAGCCAGAGGAUGUGUGCGUCCAGCCAGCACUGUACUGAAGGAGUCUAGCAAAUAUCAAAUUAGAAUAAAUGCGUGAUUAUAUGUGAUAUAUUUUUGUACAUAAAAAAAAAAACUAAUGUUGAAUUUUUCAUUUGACAUUUAGUUUUCUUUUUUUUUUUGCGAUAGGUAUAGUUUGAAAUGUAAACAUUAAAUGUCUUAAGGCAGCUUCUCAGUGCAGAAGAUAGAUUUACUGUGUGUUGUCAAUAUCUCAUCUGCGAAACAUGAGAAACAUGGAUUUGGAUACAAAAAGGGGAUUCCUGUAAAAUAUCCUAUAAAUAAUGUAUUUAUCCCUUGUAUUUGUACAUUGCCUCUCACCCCCCUCUGUUUAGUUGUGUUGUGUAAGUUUAAUACAGUAAGUGAACAUAUUUCACAGUGUUUUGUUUCAUUAUUACUGUUGUCCCCCACUAUUUAAAUGUGACUUCUUUUUUCUUUUUUUUUUCAAUCUUUUUUUUCUUGUUCGUUUUGUAUGUUGUUUUGCAUCGGUAUACCAUGCUUUCAUUUGUUGAUUUAAAACAUGCCAUUGUCUAUUUUUGUAUUAUUUGUAAGUUAAUAAAAAACAAUUUCAUUUUUUUCCUUUUGAAAAUGUUUAUUGUACGGCAACAAAGUAGCAUCUUAUUCAGAGUAUUUGGUUGGAGUAGAUUUUUUAAGAAUAUAUACACACAUUAAUAUAUACUGUAAAUCUAUAUCUUUUUUGUUUGAGGCUUUCAGAUUGAUACUGUUCUUGAACUGAUAAUAUGCAUGGGUUCUUCUCUUGAGUGACACUUUCGUUUUUUGUGCGUGGAAAAACCAAGAGAAGUAAGAAAUUGCUCUGUGUUUUUUCUUUCUUUGUGUUUCCUCUUUUUUCUCCCUCCUCUGUUCUUUCUUUUCCUAUGUUAUUUAUGCCUGCUUACAUACUGUAUCUAUAUACUCUUUCUUUUUUUUCUGUCACUGUAAUCUUUACCAGCAGUCUAGAUGCCUUAACAAUGCAAACCCAUUCUUCAUUCAAUCACGUGUACAGUUUUCUACCCUCACCACAAUUGUCUAUUGCCACAGAGGAAUUCAUGGGAACUUGGGGACAAAGCACAAACCCACUCCGUUUGGUGGUGAAGCCAGACUAGAAUACAAAGAGCCAUAAUUCAACAAUCACACACACCCUGAUGUACUAUAAUACUACAGCGAUGGCAUGCUUUGAAGGACAGUCAGCGCUGAGAGGCCUCUCUCAGCUGUGCUCAUUGCACUUAAGUGUUCACACAAACACUUUGUCUUUUUGUUGUAGCGAUUAUAUAUAUCAUUUCUUUUUCAAUUAAUGAAAUAAGUUAAACAGCAUGGUGGUGAUAUUUCUCAUUAACCACAGGAUCACGACAGAGCGACGACACUGAGCUGUUUUAUUGUAGUACAAAGGGGCGCACAGUGAAGACGAGCACUGUCACAGCACAAUUUUACUCUCACACAUGGAGUCGUACAGGUCCGACUCCAGUAUCUGACAGUCGAUCCCCCCGGUCCUCUCCUCUCCCUGUUUCAGCCUUUUGGACAAUACAGCUUCAUUACAAGCCAAACAGAACAAGAACGAGUGAGGAGGCAUGAAACGGAGCUCUUUGGCCCCUCGGCCAUUUCUGUAGUCUUUUUCUUUGUGUGUCUUCAAGCUGUUGCUGAACAGAGAAUAGGGCUUUUCUCUCUGCUUUUCUUUUCUAGAGUCUGGUUUUGUUAAGUGGGUAGAGAGGAGCGUUUUAACAGAGGCGCCUGCUGACAGACGAGUGUUUUUCAGGCACUUGUGUGCCUGCGCUGGUCUGGGCCGGGGCAGGAGGGGCUGCACCAUAUCUGUUUCAAAUGAACGACAGAGGUCUGUUGUCAUACAAUGGUUGCUUUGUAAGCAAAGUUCCAUCCCGAUUAUAAAUAUUGGUAAUGGGUGACAAAGUUUUGUAUUUAGGUAACAAACAAAAAAAAAGAUGCAAACCAAAUAGCUGGUGUCUAUUUUUUCCUCUGUUUUGUCUUUGACUGCAAAUACACUGAACAGCUCUAUGAUAUAAGGGAAGAAAAAAAUCUACUGUAUAGAUUGUUAUUGUUUUUGAUGAAAAAUGAGCUGUAAGAUAACUUUUGGACUCACAAUGUUGAAUUAAAGUUACCUCUUGUCUGUGA